AUGCAGGAGAAUGGAGGGCUUCUGCUCACCAGGGUUCUCCUCCUGGCCCUUCACAUCGCAGGAAAGCUCCAAGUCACACCUCAUCUGGACAUCAUGGGAGUUGUUGGCCAGGAUGUGACAUUGCCCUGCCACAUCACCUCCACGGAGCCACUGGACAUCAUUGAAGUGCAGUGGGUGAAAAUCAUUGAUUGGAAAACAGAGAGUGUGCAUAAAUAUACAAAAUUGGCUGGAGACGAGCCAGGGGAGAAGUACCAGGGCCGCACAACCCUUCUGAGGGAUGGGUUUACCAUUGGGAACAUGUCUCUGUUGCUGAAGAGUGUCCAGCCAGCUGACAAUGGCAAGUACAGCUGCAUUGUGAUAUCCAACAGAGGCGCAAGAGAUAUCACCACCACGCUCAGCAUUGCAGGCUCUGGGGCUGUGUCCAUCGAUGUGCUAGGAGACCAAGGGCAAGGGGUAGAGCUGGUGUGCAGAUCGCAAGGAUGGUUCCCUAAACCCAUUGUCCAGUGGGUCACAAAGAACAUGCAACAUCUGUCUCCAGACACUGCAGUACACCAGGACAAAGAGCAAUUUUUCAGUGUGCUGAGUCGUGUCGUAGUCUCAGGAGAGGAAAUGGGAGAAAUUGGUUGCCAAAUCCAGAACAAUCUGAUGCAGAAAGGGGAAGAUUUUUCCAUCACACUCUCAGAAACUGAGAAACGCUUGCUGCUUGCAGAAGAGAAUGACCUGAAGGUUCGAUGCGGUAAGAGACCAUUUACAGUGGAAAAUGGAAAGGGUGCUGCCAUUGUGGAAAAGAGGCAGAACUGCACUGCCCCUGGAAAUGCAGAGAUGUCGCUGAUGCUGGAGCCAGGAGUUAAUGCACUAAGCAGAGCACUAGUCCCAGCAAAGCAGAGUCCAGGCGUGACCGUCUGCCCCAUCCCCACGGGGAACUUGGUGCCCAUCACCCUGGAUGAAGCACAGAAACACUCUGAGCUUGCUGUGUCCUCUGACCGGAGAAUAGUCCAGCACAAACCAUCUGCCCAGCAGCCCGUCAUGGGGCGCCAGCUCCCCAUCGUGGUGGGGAGGGAGGGCUUUGCCUCUGGGCGCUGUUACUGGGAGGUGCAUGUAGGAGAUGGGCUGGACUGGGAGCUGGGGGUGCUGACGGAGCCUGUGAGGGGGACACUGAAAGAGAGGAGCUGGAAGGACCUCCCUGAGGAUGGGGUCUGGUUGCUGAGAAGGGUGAAUGGGAAGUACUGGCCUGAGGAUGUCAAUGCCAAGAUACUGUCAUCGCAGAAAGUCCAACUGCGAGUGGUUGGGCUGGACUUGAACUUAGAGCUGAGCACCCUCUCCUUCUACAACAUUGUGACUGAUGAUUGUAUCCUGGACAUCUCCAUCAAAGGCAUCGAAGGGUCAACAAAGCUGUACCCGUUCCUCAGGCCAGGCCUUGGUGAGGCAGGUGAGAAGGGGAAACCCCUCACCAUCAACCACAACACAGACUGGGACUUCCCGAGCACAGUCUGA
Chroicocephalus ridibundus (black-headed gull) is the source of this 1494-nucleotide messenger RNA. Its product is annotated as butyrophilin subfamily 3 member A3-like. Gene Ontology annotation, molecular function: signaling receptor binding. The transcript has 8 exons. The coding region runs from base 1 to 1494 and encodes 497 amino acids. Gene Ontology annotation, cellular component: external side of plasma membrane. Gene Ontology annotation, biological process: regulation of cytokine production; T cell receptor signaling pathway. The record is from RefSeq and is a predicted model, not a curated record. Lineage: Eukaryota; Metazoa; Chordata; Aves; Charadriiformes; Laridae.